This is a messenger RNA of Stylonychia lemnae, 156 nucleotides long. The record is from the annotation of a GenBank genome assembly. NCBI's taxonomy places the organism in Eukaryota, Ciliophora, Spirotrichea, Sporadotrichida, Oxytrichidae.
AUGACAGACUUGGAGGAAAGCAUCGGAGCAUUUACAUAAUAGGAUUUCGACGAUCUCUAUGCCAUUAAUUCUCCAGAAAUGACUAUCAGUGAGGUUUAGGAGAUGGUGAGAGCUGAAGUUUAAUCUGAAAUAGAUUCCUACUUCAACCCAAUUUGA